AUGUCUGACCACCAUCCAAGAGGAAUAUUAAGGAAUAAAUCUGUGAGCGAGGACAGUGUUCACUCUCCCCCAUUACCAGAUAAAUUGGAUAGACAAGAGGUCAUAAAGAAUACCAAGUUGAAUGCGCAGUUACAUGAUGACUCCUCAAGAGGUGAAGAAAUCAGAGCCAAAAUAGCUCAAAAGAAGAAGGAACAAGGAUUGGGUGAAAAUGACCAAUUACCUGAACACUUGAAAUGGGAUGAAUUGAACAUCUAUAAGAAUGAGCAAGAAAAGAGCGCAACCAUGAAGAUAGAUGAACCAAAGACGCCGUAUGAAGGUGGAUUUGAUCCUGAGGGAGAGUAUUACAAAGACGACGAUGAUGAAGAAAGCGGUACCAAUUCAAAAGCUAAUGGCGAGGAGAUUCCAGAAUUUGAAUUGGGAGAAGGCGAGUAUGACAAGUUGCCACAGAACGUAAGUUCUUCACUCCAUGGUGGUGAAGUAUACAAAGAUGAAGCUGAACCUAUAGAGGAUCCAGAAGACAAAGAAGAGGAAAAGCCGUUAACUGCAGAAGAAAGACACAAAAAAUUUGAGGAAAAGAGGAAACAGCAUUAUCACAUGAAAGCACUUCCCUUAAAACAUAAAAUAGAUGUACCAGAUCAAGAGUAA
Messenger RNA from Lodderomyces margitis, 645 nucleotides. RefSeq lists its product as uncharacterized. The transcript has a single exon. Lineage: Eukaryota; Fungi; Ascomycota; Pichiomycetes; Serinales; Debaryomycetaceae. Gene Ontology annotation, biological process: regulation of signal transduction. Gene Ontology annotation, molecular function: protein phosphatase inhibitor activity. The record is from RefSeq and is a predicted model, not a curated record. The coding region runs from base 1 to 645 and encodes 214 amino acids.